Molecule: messenger RNA, 952 nt
Organism: Seminavis robusta
Lineage: Eukaryota; Bacillariophyta; Bacillariophyceae; Naviculales; Naviculaceae
Source: the annotation of a GenBank genome assembly
CGGUGGGUGGCACCUCCGCUGGUUAGUUUGUUUUGAUCCUGAUCUGAUUUAUCAUUCGAUUCGGUGUUUUCCUAUCUUAAAACCCAUCCUCUGGAUUGGCCCUCACAAUAUUCCCCAAAGCAAAACACCAAGCCCCCAACCAGCAAAGAUGACUUCCACUCAAGAACCCACAAGCUCCCAAGUUAUCGACCACAUCAUGCAGCUCAACAACGCGGGUAUCCAGAUGCUCCAGGAUCACAGGUACGAAGGGGCCAUCAGCACCUUGUCCAAGGCCGUAUCUACCUUCAAAAUGUCACUUGAUUUGCUCGAUGGCAAUGAUGGGUGCUGCAGCAAUCCUGGCUGCGAUCUGUCCUUUACUUUCCAACUAUCCAAUGCCGCCGUCAGAGCCGCAGAGAGUGGAGGCGACGAAUUCAGCAGCGCACCCUCCUUUAUCUUUGACUCUCCCAUUCGAGUGGCACACUGCCUAACGAACGUCGACCAAUUCGACAUCAAAAGUUCAACGCAAGACCAACUCAAAAUGUUUUCCUUUGCACUCGUCUUUAACUGGGCACUGGCGUUCCACCUGGCAGCUCCGCAAGGAAACACCGUCAAGGAACACAGACGCCUCACCAAGGCAUUGGCCUUUUACAAGUUGGCACUCAAUAUGAUUGAGAAUGAGAAUCUAAACUUGGGCAUCAUGGAAGCCCUGGCUGUAAUCAAUAACCAAGCUCAAGUUUAUCUCAAGCUGGGUGACCGGAACCAUGCUGAUCAAUGCUAUGAUCAAGUUCGAAGUGACAUCAUGUUGGUUGCAGACUGCGGCCGCCAACAAGACAUCCUGCUCUUUGAACAGUUCUUUGCCGCUGCAGUCUUCGAGCCAUCAAAGUUCGCCCCCGCAGCAUGAAGGAUCGAUAUAAGUACCAAUUGAAAGCCAAUACCACUGUUUAUAAAUCUUAGCAAUGGAUUUGUCAUCAUC